CUGAUUCAUGUUUAUCUCCUGCAGCCAUUCUUCCUCUGUGCUGCACACAGCAUCUUUUUCCUGGCAGUCAGUGGAGAAGCACACAAGCAGACUGAACAUCGGUGUGAAUGACAGAACUAUCAGUGUUUUCUGCAAGUUCAUUAGUGAAGGAUGAAGUCAGAUAUUGAACUUAUCUUUGACUCACAGCAAAAAAUGGUAAAAAGUACUGGAAUUGGCAUCAAAAUAGACUUACAGUACUGAAAGUAAAAGUACUCAUUAUGCAGAGUUGGCAUUUCAUCAAUAGUGGAACUAACUUUAAUUAGUUUAUCCACUGCUAAGAGGGUGAAACCUGUAAAAAUACAUCAUGAUUUAUUUGUCUGUUAUAUUUUAUUAAUCAGAAUCUGCAAACCAAAGCUAUUAGAUGAGGUGAAGUACAAUGACAAUAUUUUGGCUCGCUGAACUGUGCCAGUUGCGCCAUAGACAAUAGAAAUACUCGUGUGAACUACAAAUACCUCAAACUUGUAUUUAAGUGCAGUAUUUGAUUGAAACCCUGCUAGUAAUAAAACAUGAUAGACUUGAUACCUGACAUGUCUGAUAUACAUCCUGAUGCAGAUGUGGGUUUUAACAGCUGAAAUAUACUUCUUUAAUUUCCUAAAUAUUUAGUGAAAUAUAAUUCCUACUGGAAACUUUAUUCUCCCUGUAGAUUAACUAUGUGCUAAAAUGUUCCAAUUCUGCUGUAAUCUGAAUAGAAGACAGAGCACAGUUAUUUGAAAAAAUUCAUUGAAUAAUAUCUGUUUUACUUCAAGUUAGUACCAAAGUUAACAACCCUCAAUAAAAGUCUAUUAGGAAUUAAUGAAAGAGUUUCGGAGAUAUUUUCAUGGUGGUGUGUGUGUGCGUAUGUGUUGUGCAUGCGUGUACACAGAUGUGUGUGUGUGUGUGUGUGUGUGUGUGUGUGUGUGUACGUUCAUAAUGUGUCUGUGGUCUUUAUCAGGGAGCUCCAGCUGGCAGUAAAACACACUCUCCCUCUCAGAGCAACUGUAAGAACCAUAUUCUGAAGACACGCAGCACUGAAGCACAUUAAAGAUAGCAAGGAAACUGGAAGAAAGACGAGGGGAGAUACCAUGCAGCACCAUCCAACAGCCAUGAAGGGGCUUCUGCUCCUCUUUCUGCUCCUCUUGUCCAGAGGUCAAAGGUCAUCGGCCUGCCCUCACCUGUGCUCCUGUCAUGGUGGUCAGGUAGACUGCAGCAGCAAGUCUCUCACCUCCUCUUCGCUCCCCACCAGCUUCCCUGCCGGAACCACAGACCUCCGUCUCCACAACAACCAGCUCUCCACCCUCCCCAACGGGCUCCUGGACAGCCUGACCUCCUUGCGCUCCGUCUCCCUCCACGGUAACCCCUGGGUGUGCGACUGUGGCGUCCUCUACCUGCGGGCCUGGCUGCUGCGUCAGCCCCCCAGCCUCACAUCACACCUGGGUGUGAACUGCAGCUCCCCUCCAGACCUCAGAGGGCGGCUGGUGGUGUAUUUAAGCGAGGAGGAGGUGCUGGAGUCCUGCCACUACUGGUACUGCGACCUGGCGUUGGCCUCGCAGGUGUGUCUGUUCGUGUUUGUGGUGGUGCAGACGGCUCUGCUGGUGGCGCUCAUCAUUUUCCUGAGGAAGUUCAAGAGGUUGUCCAAAGAGGCGAAAAGAAUCACAGAGGAGAGCUUCACUGUCGAAGAGGCCCAGAGGGAGAACGAAUACGCACCUUUAAAGGCCAGCAGCUUCUGAAGUGGAUCUAUAAUGUUUGAAGGACUGUUUCUCAUUUGCACACUGGAGAGAAAAUGUUUGCCAUUCUAGGCUUAAAUUCAAGCGACAACCUGAAUAAAUGAGUCAGGAAACAUAAAUACAAAUGAUCUUCACUGCCCUUACCUAUAGUAAGGUAUAGUAUAGUGAAACAUGCUAUAGGUAAGGAAAUAUAUUCCCUUUUCUUUGUCUUUCUUUGUUUUUAUUUUAUUCCAUUUUUUCCUCAUUUCAUACUUUAUUCAUCCCUUUUCUUCAGCGCUCCAAAUCUUUAUUUCCUCUCUUUUCUUUUUCAGUCCUGUCUCAGUCCACCAUUUUCAUUCCAUCUUUUCUUUCUUUUUGUCCCUCCUUUUUGUUUCUCGUCUUUGUUUUCCCCAUUUGUCUACAGUUUUUUCCUUCUCUGACUCCUUCUACUCGUUUUGCAUCCUAUUAUCUUCAUCUCAAACAUCUUCAACAUUUUAUCUUCGUUUAGUCUUUCAUUUCUACAUUUUUGUCCCCUUCUCUACUCCAGUUUUUGUUUCUUGUCUUGGCCUCUUUUUCAUUUCUCAUCUUUCUUUCACCCUUUUUCUCAGUUUAUUCCCUCCUUUCCCUUCUGUUUUUUUUCCUCCUCUUAAUUCUUUUUUCAACCUUUUUGCAUCCCGUUAUCUUCAUCCUCUUUAAGCAUCUUCAUCAUUUCCUCAUAUUACCUUACCUUAGUCUGUAAUUUUUAGCUUCACCCGAUUCAAGGUAAGCACUAGCACAACAGUUAAUACCUUUCUAAGGCACUUUAUAUUGGCUUUUCCUUUAAUUUAGCACAGUCAUAUCUGCUGGAUGUCACUGUAGAAUAGUCUAAAACAAAGAUUCAAAAUUAUCUGCAGUAGAGCCUGACAAAUAUUAAAUUCUAUUUCGUCUGAGAAAAAGAUUCCCAGUGUCAAAACACUGGAUGGUAAUAUCAUUAGAAUAUUUUGAUAAAAAACCCUUAAAUUUGAUAAUCAGACCACAUGACCAUUAUAUGUACCGAACAGCACAUUUUACAGACAUUGCUGUCUAUGUAAGCUAUGUAAACUACUUUUCUUUUUGUAACUUACCAGGUACAUGUUACUGAUACAUCUGUGUGAAUAUUCAUGUAACUGCAAAUCACAUACUCAUUGCAUGUAAUCAAAUUAUGAAGAAGAAAAUCCAGUUUUCUAUCUUAGAAACUGUUAACUGAGACUGAAAGCUUGCGGUAUAAAUGCGAAAUUUCAAUGUGGCCAAAGGCUGAAAAAUACCCUGCAUUAAAUAUAAAUACAAGUGUUUGUACAAUGGC
Acanthochromis polyacanthus (spiny chromis) is the source of this 3042-nucleotide messenger RNA. It is a transcript of the gene gp1bb, whose product is annotated as glycoprotein Ib platelet subunit beta. The coding region runs from base 1101 to 1745 and encodes 214 amino acids. The transcript is spliced from 3 exons. Lineage: Eukaryota; Metazoa; Chordata; Actinopteri; Pomacentridae. The record is from RefSeq and is a predicted model, not a curated record.